Messenger RNA from Lodderomyces jiufengensis, 1587 nucleotides. RefSeq lists its product as uncharacterized. Gene Ontology annotation, molecular function: 2-oxoglutarate-dependent dioxygenase activity. Bases 1 to 1587 code for a protein of 528 amino acids. The transcript has a single exon. NCBI's taxonomy places the organism in Eukaryota, Fungi, Ascomycota, Pichiomycetes, Serinales, Debaryomycetaceae. The record is from RefSeq and is a predicted model, not a curated record.
AUGUCACAAUCCCCCUCCUUGAAAAGACAAAAAUUAUCAAAGAAUGAAUAUUCAGGUUAUAUAAUUAAACCAGAAGAUAAAAUAGAUGAAAUUUCAAAAGAUAUCACACCAAUUGAAUUUUUCAACGAAUAUAUCAAACCAAGAAAACCAGUUAAAUUCAAUAAAGAAUAUUCGCAAAAUGCUCAAACGACAAAUGAAAUAUUAUCAAAUUUAUCAAAAUUUAAAUUUAAUGUCUUGUUAAAUACUUUGAAUUAUGAUGAAGAACUACAGUUACAAGUUGAAGAAAAAUUUGAUGGUGGAUUUGGAUUAGGUAAGAAAAGAAUUAAUAUGAAUAUAAUUGAAAUAUUUGAUGAAUUAAAAAGUGGUGAUCGAGAUUUAUAUUUAACUACCCAGUAUAAAGUUGGAGAUCAUGAUGUGAAUGACGUUGAUGAAGAGGCAAAAAUCUUGGAUGAGGAAGACGAGGAAGAAGAUGAUGAAGAGGAAGAUCAACAAGUCAUGUAUGAAAAUAUGUCAAAUGCAUCGUCAAUUGACAUGAAUAAUUUAAAAGACGAUUUUGAUGAAUUCGAUGAAGAAGGUGAUGGAGAAGUAGUAGAAGAAGAAGAUGGAAUCAACUUGGAGAAAGAAAUAGAACAUAAGCAAAGAAUAGAAGAAUUAUACCAACCACCAUUGACAAAUCUAGCCAAUUCAUCAAUAUUACCAACAAAUCCAUCCCUCAUACCCAACUUAAUCACACAACAAAUCAAUCUAUGGAUGGGUAAAAUAUCAACCACUACAAAAUUUGAAAUCAACUCAUCAAAACCCAUCGAGUCAUUAGAUAGAUCCAUCCCAUCUAAUGGAACAAGUUCAGGUUUACAUCAUGAUCAUGCUGAUAAUUUAUAUAUUUUGAUACAAGGUCAUAAAAAAUUUACCAUAUAUUCACCAAAUGACGCUGAAAAAUUAUUUACUGUUGGUGACAUUUUUAAAAUUUAUCAUAAUGGAUUAAUUGAUUAUAAUAGUGAUAAAAAUCUUGAAGGUUCAAUUCGAGAUGAUGGUGCUUUACUUGGAGAGAUUUUAUAUUGGAAGAGGUCAAAAGCUGAAGAUCCAAAGGAGAUUGAACAGUUGGAUAAACUUAUUGACAAGCAUGAAGAGGAACAAAAAAGUAUUAGGGAGCAAAAGUCGACGGAGGAAGCAUCAUCAGCAAAAGAUCCACCAAGUUUUUCAAAUAUUCCACCAGCUUUACUACACUUGGAUGGAAUCAAGGAUCCAAAAAUAAAAGAACAAUUAAUGGAAUUUUCAAACAAACAUUUCCCAGGAUUCUUAAACCUCAAUAAAAUGUCAGUUCUGUUAUAUCCAGGAGAAAUGUUAUACUUACCUGCAGGUUGGUUUCAUGAAGUAUCAAGUUAUGGUGACAUUGUCAAAGAGCAACAAAAUACUAUUGAACAGAUAAAUGAAGAAUCAUCAAAUAUUCAUAUUGCUUUAAAUUAUUGGUUUGUUCCACCAAAUAAUAUGGAUUUUAAUAAACCUUAUAAGGACCUGUAUUGGAAAGAAGAUUGGGAAGUUACUAAAAAGGCAUUGGAUGGAUUAGGUAAGAAUAAUAUGCAUAGUUAA